This is a messenger RNA of Galeopterus variegatus (Sunda flying lemur), 3647 nucleotides long. RefSeq names its product LDLR chaperone MESD. Bases 10 to 711 code for a protein of 233 amino acids. The transcript is spliced from 3 exons. The record is from RefSeq and is a predicted model, not a curated record. Gene Ontology annotation, molecular function: low-density lipoprotein particle receptor binding. Gene Ontology annotation, biological process: protein folding. Lineage: Eukaryota; Metazoa; Chordata; Mammalia; Dermoptera; Cynocephalidae.
GCGGCGAAGAUGGCGGCCUCCAGCUGGGCGCGCACGGCUGUAGUCCUGCUUUUUGCCUCUGACAUCCUGCUGCUGGUUCUGCUGCCGCCGGCUGGGGACUGCGCGACCGACGGCCCGGCCGGAACGCCCGGCGAGGCUACCCCACCUCCCCGGAAGAAGAAGAAGGAUAUUCGCGACUACAAUGAUGCGGACAUGGCGCGUCUUCUGGAACAGUGGGAGAAAGAUGAUGACAUAGAAGAAGGAGAUCUGCCAGAGCACAAGAGACCCCCAGCACCUGUUGACUUCUCACAGAUAGACCCGGGCAAGCCUGAAAGCAUAUUGAAAAUGACGAAAAAAGGGAAGACUCUCAUGAUGUUUGUCACUGUAUCAGGAAACCCCACUGAGAAAGAGACGGAGGAAAUCACAAGCCUGUGGCAGGGCAGUCUUUUCAAUGCCAACUAUGACGUCCAGAGGUUCAUUGUGGGAUCAGACCGUGCUAUCUUCAUGCUUCGUGAUGGGAGCUACGCCUGGGAGAUUAAGGACUUCUUGGUCAGUCAGGACAGGUGUGCUGAUGUAACUCUGGAAGGACAGGUGUACCCUGGCAAAGGAGGAGGAAGCCAAGAGAAGAAUAAAACAAAGCAAGAGAAGGUUAAAAAGAAGAAGGAAGGAGAUCCGAAAUCUCGGGCUUCUAAGGAGGACAAUCGAGCUAGGAAUAAAAGAGAAGACCUGUAAUGGGGCAGCUGAGACUCUCUGUGGAGGAGCAGAUAGGACAUGGGGAGCUCCUUCGUGGAGUAGGGGCAGGCACAGAAAACUGCACACUGGAUGACAUUCUAGUUUCUUCUAGAAAGGGUCUGCCACAUGACCAGUUCAUUGUCAGUAUAAGAACUGGUCAUUAUAAAAAUUACUGCUUAAAAGUCUUCAAGUAAGAAGACAGAGGUUUUCUAGUUAAUUAUUGGACACUGACAAAUUCAUGUUUACUGUAAAAUCACCUUACAUGGAAACUUGACUGUGUUGCUUUUUCCCAUUUAAGUUUGAUGAGUCAUUGGUUCUCCUGAGGUACCACUCCCUCUUCAUUGCACCUGCUCUGAUUGGGUGGCCUGCUGUGUCCGUGCUUGUCAUUUUCUGUUAACUAAAAGGAUAGCAGGUUCUAAUCAGACAAGUUUUUAAAACUCUUGACUUAACAGAAUCAUAGCCUUCAUGCUGCAUACAUUUUCAUUGCUGUGAAGGUAAAACAUGCUAUGGGAGCCCUGAAGCAAGCUCUGAUAUCUAAAUAUAUAACAGGAAGCCAGGAUGUGGAAAUCCAAAAUCUGUGCAGGAAAUGCAGAAAACAGAAAAUAAUGUUAUUUGGAAAUCCUGAGUAUUUACUAUUCUGAAUUUCUUUGACUUGAAUCCCACUCAGUUAAAAAGAACUCUCAAUAUCAGGUUUUAUGUGAUCUGUAAAGGUGUGUAAGUAGGGAAUCAGCAGAAUUCAUUGCAGGGUGUGGCAGAAGACUCAACCUCAUUUACUUCUAAACAUUUUCCUUUGAUAAAGUGCCUAAAUUUGUGGUGUUUUUGUAUGGUACUAACAUGAAGCACUACUGUUAAUGUCUGGUUUUCCUAUUCAUAUGUUGGAGGCUACUCUGAAUAAGAGUUACAUUUGUAUACAAGCGUCAUUUUUUAAGAACUAAAAUUCUUAAAUUGAAAGAACCUCAAUUGUGAUUUUAAAAAAUUAAAAAUAGCACAUGUACAUGGUAGAAAAUGUCAAUGUUAAAGAAUGGUACAAAGUGAAAAAAGUAUAUAUAUUCCUACCCAGCUGCCAGUACCUUGUCCCAGUGGAAGUAACUGUUAACAAUUUGCUUUAAAAAAAAAAAAAAAAGUACAUGUACCAGUUUAUAGUGAUGUGUGUUUGUUUUGGCCACUAGCAUCUGUUUCCCCUUAUUUUGGUAACCACUGAAAUUUCCCUCUAAUGAACCACACCCUCUGCCUUCUCAGUUCUGCUUUGGAUGGAUAUUUGCCCUCAGCCUCCCAACUUCCAGGGAAACCUAUCCCAGGUCGAGUUUGCUGGGGCUGCCUCAGGAGAGAGCGCUUCUUGUUUCUCAUGUGAACUGAACCUGGGAGGAUGUGAGGGUGGAGCUGCUGCAGACUCUUGCCCCUGGAGAGGAGAGCUGUGGCGGGGAGAGAGCGCCACACCCUGGUGGUGGUGGUGUCUUGUCCCUGAAUCCAGCCACAUCUGAAACAAGCCCUGUCCCUAGGUUUUUUCUGUUUUUACUUAGAGCAAUUUGUUGGAUUUCUGUCAUGUGUAGACAUAAUGGUCCAGUAUACAGCAAUUGUCUUGAUUAGAUAACUUUUAAUUAAACAAAAGGGAGCAGAGGCUUCACACUGCCCUGUACCUCAUGUUUCCACUUAGAAGCCUUUUCCAUAUCAGCAUGUACAGAUCUAGCUCAUGGCUUCCUUUGUAGUGUCCACCACUUCAGCCAGCAUUUAUUGAGCACCUCUUAUGUACCAGGUACCAAAAGGUGCCAGGGAGUGUAUAUUUAGCCCCAGCUAUUAUGAAACUCGGUGAUUUGGUGGGGGAAAGACAAAUACUAGUGACAUACAGAGUAAAAUGGCACCUGUUGGAAGUAUGAAAGAAGUACAGAGUAUUAAGAGGCAGGGCAGGGGGUGGGCUGAAUCUUAGAAUGUUGGGAUGGUCAGAGAGACCCCCCCCACCCGAAUCCCGCCCUGUCUACCCCACAGGAGGAAGAAAGAAGCAUGGAGUAAUACAGGCAAAGGAAAUUGUCCAUGCAAAGGCCCUGUGGCUGGAAGUAGCAGAGGAGGGGCUGCAGGAAGGCCAGUGAGGAGGUUGGGGCACAGUGCAGAACGGGGCUCCAGAGGUAAGGGAUGUAUGGGGUCUUAUAGCAAUUCGGAAAGCCCUGAAGGAUUUUAAGCUGCAGGGGGUUGACUAUGAAAGACAAUCCAAUUUGCUCUGGCUGCUUGGAAGAAUUGAUUGGAAGGGGCACCACUGGGUGUGAGACAUGAGUUGCAAGGGCAUUUCAGGCCCAGAUUAGCAGGGCGUUGGUGAGGUUUGAACCUGCACAGUCCCUACUGACGGACACUCAAGUUUUUAGUUUUUUCUAGUGUAUUCAAUGCUGCGAUGGAUGUUUUUGUCCAAAUUAUUUUGGUGAGCUUUUGUUUAUAUCUGAAGGGCAAAUUCCUAGCAAUGGAAUUGUUAAAACAAACAAAUUUAACAUUUUGGUCUGUAUUGCCAAAUUGGUAUUCCAAGUGGUUUUGUCAGCUUACCCUUGACAGCAGAUCUUGUGUGCUUGCCAGCACUGGUCAUUAUAUUUGCCAACUUAAUAGAUUUAAAAAUCAUAUCAAUUGGCUACCCUUAAGCCAUUGUACUGGAGAGGCCAUGGGCAGUUCAUGGAGAGAGAGAUCCUUAGGGAACCCCACCUGUACCUGUCCCAGCUAAGAAUCUUCCCAGCCCAGGCACAGACAUGUCAGUGAGUGAGAUUUAAAUGUUCCCAGCCCCAGCCUUCAAGCCACCCCAGUGGAUUCUGAGGGGAGCAGAGAUGAACUGUUCCUCAAAGCUUUGCCCAGGGCAGAUUCACGAGCAGGAAGAAUGUUAUGUGUUUAAUGAUUUGUCUUCAUUUCUUUUCAUAUUUGUUUUAAUGUCUUGUAAACUAAUAAAUUUGGAUGAUUUCUUUUCA